CAUGAAAGCAAAUGAAAUUGCACUUGUUCCAAAUAAAGAAACAACAAGCAGCGUUACAAUCAGCUUUUAAAAUUUAUCCUAUUAGGUUAAUGUUAUAAAUCCUCAAGGGGAUUAAGAAAACAAAAUAAUCCUAAAUAACAUAUCUGGACUAUGCAAACCAGGUUAAGUUACUGCAAUACUUGGAGCUUCAGGAGCAGGAAAAACUUCAUUGCUUAAUAUCUUAGCUAAGAGAAUUACUCCUGGAGGGAAUGUGACUUUAUAGGGUAAUAUUCAUGCUAAUGGUGAACCAUAUAAUAGUGAUAAAUUUUCUCAGUUCUCAUCUUAUGUUAUGCAAAAUGAUGUUCUUUUUGGAACAUUAACAGUUAGAGAAACAUUAGAAUUUGUAGCAAAUUUAAAGUAUGCUGAUCCAUAACAAAAAAUUGAGAAAGUAGAUUAUGCAUUGAAAACAUUAAAAUUAGAAAAAUGUUAAAAUACUCUUGUAAUAUAUGUUUUCAAUAUUGAUAGAUUGGUAAUGCAAUGAUUAAGGGAAUAUCAGGAGGAGAGAGAAAAAGGACAUCUAUUGGGGUUGAAUUAGUUAGUGAUCCCUUUUGUAUAUUAUUGGAUGAACCUACUUCAGGUUUGGAUUCGUUUACAGCUUUCAUUAUAAUGUAAAAUUGAUUUAAAUUUGAUUAUAGAAAUCUACUUCGAAAAUUGGCUCAUACUUCAGGAAGAACAAUAGUAUUUACAAUUCAUUAACCAAGUGCAGAUAUAUAUAUGUUGUUUGAUUAAAUCAUGCUUUUAGUUUAAGGGAAGUUCAUUUAUUAGGGUAGAAAGGAUGAAAUGGUGAAUUAUUUUAAAGGUAUAGGUUUUGAAUGUCCAGCACAUUCGAAUCCAUUGGAUUAUAUUAUGAGUGUUAUGCAUCAUGAGGAUACUGAACAUCCACAUUAUGGAACUCUAUUUUCUGGUUAUAAUUAAAGAUUUUCAUAAGAAAUUGAAAAUGCUAUAAACUCUAUUUAAAUUUAACAAAUAUCUAGACAAUCAAUUUAAACAUCUUUUGGAUUUUAAGUAAGUGAAAUAUUUAGAAGAGGAAUGAUUAAUGUAAAAAGAGAUAAAAUUUUAGUAAGAGGUCGUUUAGUAAUGACAAUAUUUAUAGGUCUAUUAAUUGGAGGUAUUUUCUGGACAGCAGGUAGUGAACCUGGAUAUAAAGGGAUUUAGAGUACAAUAGGAGUUUUAUUCUUUUUGGUUAUGAGUAGUUUUAUGGGAGCUCUUAAUCCUGUAAUGGUUCAAUUUCCAGCUGAAAGAGAAGUAUUUUUAAGAGAGGAAAAUUCAAAAUUAUAUUCUACUGCAGCAUAUUUCACAGGUAAAAGUUCAGUAGAAAUUCCUUUUUUAUUUGUUUUCCCUAUUAUCUAGUAACUUAUUUGUUAUUGGAUGGUUGAUUUGAAUGAUAAAACAGGAGACAUUGUAGUAAUCAACAUAAUUAUUUGUAUAUUGCUAGGUUUAAGUGGAAACAGUUUUGGUAUAAUUUAAUUACUAGUUAUUAGGUCUAAUGACUGGAUGUAUGUUCAAUGAUCUUAAAGCAGCUGCUGGAUUUCUACCUGUAGUAUUAAUGCCAUUGGUUAUAUUUUCUGGAUUUUAUGCUAAUUAAUCUAUGUAUAUGGAUUGGAUUGGAUGGAUUUAAUAUUUAAGUCCAAUGAAAUAUGCUUUUGAAGCAUUAGUAUGGAAUGAAUUCGAAACAAGAGAUGAUGAAUUCAUAGGAAAAUCAAUAGAGAAUUCUAGCCCUAUUAAAACCUAUGAUUUAACUUUAGGUCUUUGGAAAUGCUUGGUUAUUUUAACUGCCAUAAUUUUAUUCUUCAGAUUUAUGGCUUUAAUGUUUUUAUACCUCUUAAGAGGAAAGUAAUAAUGA
This is a messenger RNA of Paramecium pentaurelia, 1882 nucleotides long. Lineage: Eukaryota; Ciliophora; Oligohymenophorea; Peniculida; Parameciidae. The record is from the annotation of a GenBank genome assembly.